This is a messenger RNA of Sus scrofa (pig), 2291 nucleotides long. It is a transcript of the gene CIBAR1, whose product is annotated as CBY1 interacting BAR domain containing 1. Lineage: Eukaryota; Metazoa; Chordata; Mammalia; Artiodactyla; Suidae. The record is from RefSeq and is a predicted model, not a curated record. Gene Ontology annotation, biological process: cilium assembly. Gene Ontology annotation, cellular component: ciliary transition zone; ciliary basal body.
GCCGUGGAAACGCCGGGGCCUGCGCUGCGGCGCGCGGGGCGGGUUCUCGGGCUCACGCGCCCCUGCGCACGCCCGGGCGCCUUUGAGCCCCAGUCGUUGGGCCCCAGCCCGGGGUCUCCGGCUGUGCGCGAGGCAAGAUGUUGAGGCGCAGCUUGGAAAACCGGGACGCUCAAACGAAACAACUGCAAGAUGCCGUCACAAACGUGGAGAAGCAUUUUGGAGAACUGUGCCAAAUCUUUGCUGCUUAUGUGCGGAAAACUGCCAGACUGCGAGACAAAGCAGACCUCCUGGUGAAUGAAAUCAACGUAUAUGCCUCCACAGAGACCCCAAAUUUAAAGCAGGGCCUGAAAAACUUUGCUGACGAGUUUGCCAAACUUCAGGAUUAUCGACAAGCAGAGGUUGAAAGACUUGAAGCCAAAGUAGUUGAACCUUUGAAAGCUUAUGGAACCAUUGUAAAAAUGAAACGAGAUGACCUCAAAGCAACAUUAACAGCAAGGAAUCGAGAAGCUAAACAGUUAACUCAGUUAGAAAGAACACGUCAGAGAAACCCAUCUGAUCGACAUGUUAUUUCACAGGCAGAAACUGAAUUACAGAGAGCUACCAUGGAUGCUACCCGAACAACUCGCCAUCUGGAGGAAACUAUUGACAGUUUUGAAAAGCAGAAAAUAAAGGAUAUAAAGACAAUAUUUUCAGAAUUUAUCACCAUCGAAAUGUUAUUUCAUGGCAAAGCUUUAGAGGUCUACACUUCUGCCUACCAAAAUAUACAGAAGAUUGAUGAAGAAGAAGAUUUAGAGGUUUUCCGAAAUUCUCUGUGUCCACCAGAUUAUUCAUCUCGUUUAGAUAUCGUAAGAGCAAAUUCAAAGUCACCUCUUCAGAGAUCACUGUCAACUAAGUGUGUAUCUGGAACAGGACAGGUAUCCACCUGUCGACUAAAAAAAGAUCAACAAACAGAAGAUGAUGAUGAUGAAGAGGAUGAAGACUUAGACAUUACCGAAGAAGAAAAUUAAUUUUCUUAUGUAAACUUUGCAUUUCCAUUUUCAUCUUAAAUGACUUGAUAUCCAGAAUUACUCAACUGUAAAACUUUAUACUGGCUUGAUACAUUAAACCUCAAGAUGAAAUCCUACCAGAAACAGAGAAGUUAUUAAAGGAAAUUUAUGCUAACCAAAAAUGAUGGUUUUAAAGAAUAUUACACACUAGUUAUUUCAACAUUCUAUCUAGCAGCACAUGAUCUUUUUGUAUAGGUUCCUUUUUUUUUUUUUUUUUUUUUUUUUUUUUUGCUUUUUAGGGCUGCACCUGGGCUAGAGGUCGAAUCAAAGCUACAGCUGGCAGCCUACACCACAGCCACAGCAAUUCCAGAUCCAAGCUUCAUCUGUGACCUACACCACAGCUCACAGCAAUGCUGGAUCCUUAACCCACCAAGCAAGGCCAUGGAUUGAAUCUGCAUCUUCAUGGAUCCUAGUCAGAAUCCUUAACCGCUGAGCCACGAAGGGAACUCCAGCUUCCAUUUUUUUAAAAAACAGUAUGUAUUCAGAAGUAUUUCAUAUUGAUGCACUAUACCUAGCUGAGGUUGCAACAGUUAGGUAGAUAACAAAAAACAAAGAUCCAACAAUUCCACUUGCUUCUUUUAGCUUACGAUACCAUGCUUUCAACACCAGAAAAAGGGUCCUCAGAUAGUUAUUCUAAUGAAAUACAAAUUCUAUUCCAUAAAGCUCUAAACGAAGACAAGUUUUUCUUUUUUUUUUUUACUUCUGCUACAACCUGAAGUUUCAUCAUUUGAUAUGUAAAUUUAGUUUUCAACAAGUGUAAUCGUUCUUGAAAAACAGUAAUGGAACAGUAAGAUAUCAGUGUUUUACUACUAUACACAAAGUAUAAAUUUUAGCUUUAAAAAGCAACAUUCAGCCUGAUUCUCACUUUAAAAUGAAACCACUGUCAUACUAAAUAAAGCAUUACACAUGGCACUCCAACUUUUGGAAAGCUGUGAAUCUAAAGGAAUGUUGCCUUGAAAAAACAUCAUGGAAACCCAUAAAUCGCUAAAAAUUCUAUGAAAAUUUUAUCAAACUACUAUCUGAUCAAUAAGAGUAUAUAGUCACAUUCUUAUUCCUGAAAACAUAAAACAAUUUAAUCAGAGCCUUUCAGUAUGUCUGAUGCUUUUAUUUGUAUGGGAAUUGUACUUUUAUUUCAUAGAUGCUGGUCAGGCAUAUAAAAAUUAAGACAAUUUAUAAAACCAUUUGGGAUUACCGCAAAAAAGCAAUUAUUCUUAACAGAAAAAUAAAGACUCUCUAGAAAGCUUU